Molecule: messenger RNA, 2285 nt
Organism: Onychostruthus taczanowskii (white-rumped snowfinch)
Lineage: Eukaryota; Metazoa; Chordata; Aves; Passeriformes; Passeridae
Gene: APLF
Product: aprataxin and PNKP like factor
Exons: 9
Coding region: 840-2045 (401 amino acids)
Biological process (GO): double-strand break repair
Cellular component (GO): nucleus; site of double-strand break
Molecular function (GO): DNA-(apurinic or apyrimidinic site) endonuclease activity; 3'-5' exonuclease activity
Source: RefSeq, a predicted model, not a curated record
GGCGCCGCCGCACGGCCCGGGGAAGCCGCGCGUCACGGGGCGGCCGCGCGUCAUCAGGCGGCGGCGGCUCCUGCCGGGCUCGGCACCACCUCCGUCCCUGUCCCGGCGGCUCCGGCAACCCCGAGGUGAGGCCGGGCCGGCCCCGCAGAGCCGCGGGCCCGAGGGAGCGACCCCCGCUCCCGGGGCCCGAGUGGUUCGUGUCCGCAGCCGCGGGGUUCGAGGGGGAGCGCUGCAGCCCCGAGGGUGUAAGGGGCAGGGAAAGCUCGGCUCCAGCGGAGGGCGGCGAGGAUGAUUGGGAGAGUGGAGCAUCUCUCGUAGGAGCAAAGGCUGCGGGAGCUGGGCCUGAUUGGCUUCGAGAAGAGACGGCAGAGAGGGGACCUCAGUAAUGAGUAUAAUUAUCUAAUAGAAGAGUGCCAGAAGGAUGGACCAGGCUGUGCCCACUGUUUCAGAACUCUGGAACAGGAGGCAAUGGGCAGAAGCUGAUGCACAGAAGUUCCCCCUGACUAUAAGGAAGAAGUUCUUCACAGCCGUGGCUGUGCAUGGAACAGAUUGCCGAGAGAGGCUGAGGAUUGUCCCUCAGUGAGGGUAUUCCAGAACCAUCUGGACGUGAUCCAUGUGUUCUGGGAUGACCCUUCUUGAGCAGGGAGCUGGGGCCAGAUGACUCCCUGUGGUCCCAUUGAACCUCACCCAUCCUGGGGUUUGGUGAGCCCCUGCAGAGCUGAAUGGCUGGGGGCUGAGCUUAGCCUUUGGUGUUUCUCUUCACAGGGCCACAAAGAGCAAGCUCAGCUGAAAAACAUCAGGAGGCUGAUGCAGAAGCACCAACUGUUCAUGCUGUUGAGAUGUCCUGUAUUCCACUGUUAAUGGAAUGUUCCAGCUCUGAGGUACAGGGAGCUGCAGAAACAAGGAAUAAUGAUGCUACCUCCAGAUUUUUGGUUUCUCUUUCUGAUGGUAAUGAAAGCAAAGAGUCAAAAUCUGUUCAAAGAAAGAGAGUGCUUCCAUCUUGGAUGCUGGAAAGAGAUCUGGUGGUGCAGAGGGUUUCCAGGCCUGUUAUGACAGGAGGUAGUAGAAAGAAAAAAGGCCAAGGAAGGGGAGAAGGUCAUACAGAGUCAUUAAAAUCAGAAGUACAUGUACAGCCGAAAAAAAUAUUAGCUUCUGAAGAAACUACAGAGGAUUUUGAAGGUGGAGAGCGAGAUCAAGGGAAAAGGAGCUGCCUUUCUAUCCCUGUUCCUUCAUCUCAGAAUACAUCUGGAUUUCCUCUUGAGACUACCAUGAGAGAGAUGGAAGGAAGUGGCAAGAUUGGAACAAAGAACCCUGGAAAUUCUCUGGAAAAAAAUGAUAGGCAGCUGCAUGGCAAGUGGUCUAAAAGAGUAGGUCAGAUUUCCAGUAAAGACAACAGAACUGAGGAAAGAGAAAACAAAGAGCACGUUGCUGGUUCUACAAGCCAACAAGCUCACUGGGACAGGACUUCACAAUAUCUUGGUGCCCAGGAAGGGAUUCUUGAACCUGAUGCAAAUCUGGACUACAACACUGAGAUUUCUGAUUCAGCCAGAAGUGCAGAUGCUUCAGAAAGCUCCAGACAGGUACAGCAUAAGAGGAUACCUUGCAAGUAUGGAAGUGGCUGUUACAGGAAGAAUCCCAUUCACUUCCAGCAGUUCAGUCAUCCUAAUGAUGAUGACUAUCACAACACGGAGAUGGUGGCUCAGGAUGACGAUGACAGCCGGCCCGAGUGUCCAUAUGGAACAGCUUGUUAUAGGAAGAACCCCCAGCACAAGCUAGAAUACAAGCACAGUGCACCUCCAGUAGCUGGAAGAGGAACACGGCAACGAGCUUCAAGCAAUGGAAAAAGGGCUGUGAAGAAGGAUGGUGUCAAUGAUGGUGAAGCCAACGACUGUGACCUCAAUGACCGUUUUACAGAUGAGGAGGAGGAGGAGUGUGAACCUACUGAUGAAGACUCGGACUGGGAACCAAGUUCAGAAGAAAAGGAUAACGAAGAUGUUGACACACUUGUGCAAGAAACACGUAGAUUUGUUAGGAUCAAAAAAUAGCUGCUGAGAACAGCCUUAUAGAUGUCCAGUGUGGUUGAGUUAAAACAUGGUUGUACAAAGGAGAGGAAUUGUUUGAAAUUUUUUUUGUCCAUGAUGUAGGCAGUACAGGAAGAUAAUAAUUGGGUGAGAGGAUUCUGCAAUGCCUUUCUUAUCCAUGUGUAUUAUUUGGGGUUUUGGGGCUGGUGUGGUGUUUAUUUUAUUAAGUUGUGGACCCAGAGGAUAAAGCUCUGAAAAUUUUCA